Brassica napus (rape) is the source of this 2262-nucleotide messenger RNA. RefSeq lists its product as uncharacterized. Lineage: Eukaryota; Viridiplantae; Streptophyta; Magnoliopsida; Brassicales; Brassicaceae. The transcript is spliced from 5 exons. The coding region runs from base 760 to 2262 and encodes 500 amino acids. The record is from RefSeq and is a predicted model, not a curated record.
AAAAAAAAAAAAUAAAAAAAAAAAAAAAAAAAAAAGGGAGAGAAGGUGUGUGCAGGUGCUUGAUCGGUUCAGUUUUGAGACAGAGUUGUGCGUGGGAGCGAGGUCUCACAGCGACACCUCAAGAUCGCUCCACCUGGGAGCGAGGUUUCGAGAGCGACACUACAAGGUCGCUCGCGAUUUCGUCGCCGGAUCAAGAAAAACCGCGCCAGAGUGAGGUCUCGGAGCGAGGUGGAAAGGUCGCUCCAUCUGGGAGCGACGUUAUGGGAGCGACACAUCGUAGUCGCUCGCGUAUUGAUAAACCGGAGCGACACACUAGAGCGACACCUUGACGUCGCUCCAACUCAGAGCGAGGUUUCUAGAGCGAUACUCCAAGGUCGCUCGCGUUUAGUAGAAGCGCGACGCAGGGAAACGACUCGGGAGCGACCUCUCCCAGCGACACCCUCACGUCGCUCCCGAACCGGUCCAGGUAAGUUUCCUAACUCUAAACCCCGGUUUAAUACAAGUAAACCGACCCUAACCACCCUAGACCGAACCGGACGACCCUAAACCUACCCCAACCCCCGCGACUCCAUCUCUAUCACUCUCCCCUCCUCUCAAAAACUCACAAACUCUCUCAAACUCACCCACACCAAAAUUCCCAAAACCUUCUCAAUUCUCACCCAAAUCAACUAGUUCUUGUUUCUAAAUCCAAGCUUUCGCCCCUGUAGUCUAUUCUUCACUACCCAUUCACCAUUUCCUUUCAUCCAGAGCAAGGUGAAAAUGGUUAAGAAGACAAAGGGAAGGUUGGAAGCUGAGAGGCAAGAAGCCGAAAGUCAAGAGUUUGCACUAAGAGGAAAAGCUUUAACCAGCGAGCCAACUGGCUCAGGGACGCAGAGGACUGUGAGACAGCAGACGUUGGCUGCAAAGAAAUCGAAAGAACACGAGAAGAGGGCAGGAAAAAGCGUACCAGUUCCCACCCAUGAGGAAGGUGAAACUGAGAGUGAAGAUGAGCCGGCACCUACGAAGAAAGCCAAAAUGUCAAAGGGCAAAGGGGUUGCUGUUGAUCGAGACAGAACGAAAACUCCAUCUGUGGAGGAGCUAUAUGACCAUUUGAAGAAUGGAGUCACUUGGGCUCCAACCAGGUUUGCCGACCUCGGUUUGCUGAAGGAGUUGGGUCUAGAGUCUGAUAUUGAGACGAUGCUGGGACAUUUGAAGAUGCCAAAACUCCUCACCAUGGCUUAUCCUUUCUACAAGGAUGUCACUUGUCAGUUCCUAUCCUCUCUUGUGGUCACUUACCAUGACACGGCGCAUGUGAGACAAGGAUGGGGAAAAAUCAGGUUCAAGGUCAAUGGAAGAGAAUUCAACAUGAACUUCAAGGACAUUGGGAGGGUCAUGGGGUUCCAAGACCUAGAAGACCACUCACUUCCCAAGUGUGAGAACCUCCCCACAGAGCUCUGGAAAUUGAUUACUGGAAACAAGCACUCUACCGGGGCAGACAAGAACUCACACAUCCGACACCCGUCUGUACGCUACCUCCACAGAUUGCUAGUCCAUGCUUUUUACCCACGGAAGCAAGCUGGUACGGUUACUGAGGAAGACAUGAGACUGCUCUGUCCGGCUAUCCGUCCCUACGCUCAACCUGGAGUGUUACCCCUUCCCAGCACUGACAUCUAUGCUACUUUGGGAUUGUCAGAGUACUUUCUCGGAGAACACGGGCCUCUCGAUCCAAUUCAAGCAGCUCCAUCAAGGAAAAGGAGUGUCCCUACGCAACCUGACUCGCCUGUUGCAGACACAUCUGAGCAUAUCUAUGGACCUCCGCGCUACUACUUCAAGCCCCAUGACGGAGUCCUUCCACCUGGAGCUCUCCGUGAUGCUCAUGACCACAUUGGUCGUCUCCAGAGGUGGAACAAAGCUCAGGACAGAACGAUAGAAAAGCUGAAGGAUAAAUGCAAGGCGCUAAGCAAGACUGUGAAGAAGCAGGCAAAGACUUCAGCCAACUCAGCCGAUUUCGCUUUCGCGAACACCUCAAACCCCCAGCCUCAACCACCGCCUGAUGCUCUUGGCUUCCCACUCACUGCUGCGCAGCUUCAGCGUAAGUGGAGGAACCCACCCACUCAACCUUCCACUUCAGGCAACAAAUCCCCAUCCCUCGCUUCUUCAGAAAGUGAGGACGAGAUUGACGAGGUUGAGAGCCAACCAUGGUAUGGAGGCUCCGGUUCAGCAUCCGGUGGUUACUACACCACCUUCCCUCCUGACGACGACGAUGCUGGGGUGGGAGGGUGA